UGGGCUGGAGCCUUAGUGAGUCUGAAUAUCUUUCUAAGCCCAACUCACUCUUAUCUUUAAAACCCCUUCUGCUCUAUGCCAUCAAACCCUAGACUACAUUUCUUUGCAGCAGCGCAGCCAAGUGCACGUCUCCAUUCUCAGAUCUCUAUCUUAAGAUUAAACGAUGUCGGUCGGAGAACUUGCUUGCUCUUACGCUGUUAUGGUUCUUCAUGAUGAUGGUAUCCCCAUCACUGCAGAGAAGAUAGCACAGUUGGUGAAAGCAGCCAAUGUCCAAAUAGAGUCUUACUGGCCAAGCUUGUUUGCUAAGUUAGCAGAGAAGCGUAAUAUUGAAGAUCUCGUAAUGAAUGUUGGGUCUGGUGGUGGUGGUGCUCCAGUAGCAGUUGCUGCCCCAGCUGGCGGCGCUGCUGCUGGUGGCGCUGCUGCUGCUGCUCCUCCGCCUGAGGAGAAGAAGAAGGAAGAGCCUCAAGAAGAGAGUGAUGACGACAUGGGAUUCAGCUUGUUUGAUUAAGAGCUCCUUUCAGUAUGCACAAGCCCUAUGUUGGUGUUACUAGUUCAAGAGUAGUUUAUUUUUGGAUCUUUUUACAGUUCUGUGUCAGUAUAAAUACUUGUUUUUUGUGGAUGUAGACUUGGAGAGAAUGAUUUUAAACAUCAUAUCCUUCCGAUUUUAGAUAUAAAUUAGUAUUUGAGAUGAAUAUUGUUUCACUUGUUACUGAAUUUUGUGAUGUUGUGUUUUGACCGUGCAAUGGAUUUAAAUUUGGCCA
Molecule: messenger RNA, 761 nt
Organism: Ricinus communis (castor bean)
Lineage: Eukaryota; Viridiplantae; Streptophyta; Magnoliopsida; Malpighiales; Euphorbiaceae
Product: 60S acidic ribosomal protein P1
Exons: 4
Coding region: 164-508 (114 amino acids)
Biological process (GO): translational elongation; cytoplasmic translation
Cellular component (GO): cytosolic large ribosomal subunit; ribosome
Molecular function (GO): ribonucleoprotein complex binding; protein kinase activator activity; structural constituent of ribosome
Source: RefSeq, a predicted model, not a curated record